AUGGGUCUUUUCGGCAGGGAAGUUCCCCUUAGAAAACUUUGGACCUCUAACUUGCUGGUGGCUUCGGUGGUCCAUUUUGCUUUGCUCGUUAUUUCAACGAUGAGUGGCAGCCCUGUGCUGUUUAUACUCUGCCUUUUUGGAACGGUGCUAUCCUGCUUAGUUUUAGUGGACUGGAGGUACUUAUCUUUAAUUUUAAACACUGUUGGCCAGGUGUUUUCCGUCGUUGCUUUAUUCUUUGUGUAUUCUUGCAAAUCUUUAAACUGCGGACUAAAGGCUAGGUGGCAAAAGGAGGCGGUUAAAUGGGUGUUUCCUAUUUUUUGUCUUCACUCUGCUUGCGUUACGCUCACGAUCAUUGGUCUUAAAAGGAGGUACAAGGUUAAAGAUGAUUAUCCCUUGAGGGAGGUGGUCACGCUUCUUAAGGACUGCGAUUCUUACUUUAGUGAGAUAAGGCAGCGGAGAGAAAAGAUGCUGGAGGAAAAAAAACUAGAAAGUGAGAUGAGGAGGAUUGAAAUUCAAAAGGAGGAAGAGGUGGCCAAGAAGAUUGUCGAUGGUCUUUACGGUUUCACCAACAGAUCGAAUUUUCCUGAACUAGAAGCCAAUUUGGGCAAGCCGCAUGGAACCAAUGUGAUAGAAGAAGCCACUAACAGGAAUAAAAAUAGCUCAUUUGACAAGGAUACACAGAGAAGGGUUGACGAGUUCGGACUUCAAUCCGGGUUAGGCAAUGACAAAAGUCCUAAUUUUAACUUUCGCAUUUCAAUUCCCGAGGAGUUGGGACCGGUUGAACCUUACAAAGAUCAAAAUAGCCCCUAUAUACAGUGGGAUUCAAGAGGAACAUUCAAUCAUCUAAAUUAA
Theileria orientalis strain Shintoku is the source of this 852-nucleotide messenger RNA. RefSeq lists its product as hypothetical. The transcript is spliced from 2 exons. The record is from RefSeq and is a predicted model, not a curated record. Bases 1 to 852 code for a protein of 283 amino acids. Lineage: Eukaryota; Apicomplexa; Aconoidasida; Piroplasmida; Theileriidae.